This is a messenger RNA of Tilletiopsis washingtonensis, 855 nucleotides long. RefSeq lists its product as hypothetical. The record is from RefSeq and is a predicted model, not a curated record. NCBI's taxonomy places the organism in Eukaryota, Fungi, Basidiomycota, Exobasidiomycetes, Entylomatales. The transcript has a single exon. Bases 238 to 807 code for a protein of 189 amino acids.
CGCUCCUCAGCCUCGGCUAUGACCUGAGUCCGGCACGCUCCGUCACCGUCGCCAAGAAGCUCGCCGGGUCAGAGCUGGGCUGGUGCGCCGGCGCGCAGCUCAUGGCGGUGAGUUGCGCCCGCUGCACAUCGGGAAUCGCUGCUCACUACCCUCCUCCGCAGCUCGACGAAGAGGGCCUGAUCUGCAGAGCAUGAGUCGGCGGCGGCGAUCACAUAGAUAGCAGCACAGCUCAAUGGAAUGCAGUCUCUUCUCGCUGCCGUGUCUCGCGCUGCGGCAGCGCUCGCGCAGCAUUGUGCGCUCUCCUUCUCGCGCGCUGCAGCAGCCCUCGCUUCACUCUUGGCAGCAGGCUGCGCAUCACCGGCAAUGUCUCUGCGCCGUUCGGCAAGAGAGAGCAUCAUGCGCGCGGAAUCUCUGACUCGAGCGCUUGCCAGAGCGACGUCAGGGCGUUGUUCUACGCGUGGGCACAGAACGGCACCCUGCCGCCGUUCUGCGCGCCGCGCGACGGCUGCGCGCGCCCCGAAACGCCCGCCGAGGCGCGCCCGCCGAGCUGCUGCGCCCGUCGCUUGGCCCCUGCCGCCUCACACCUCCGUCGUUGUCAACAAGAUACAAAGUACAAGGCGGAACAGUGGGUGGCUCAUAGUACAGAAGGUGCUCGACGCUGAUGCGGAGCGCGUGAUCAAGAGAAGACGUCGUGGGCUGAGCGGGCGCGGCGCGCUUGCGCGCAGGCGCUCGACGGCGCGCCCUGCGGCGCUGGUGCUACAGCGGCUGCUGCGCCGCACGCUUGGCGGGAGGAGAGGGCGUGGGUGAGGCACGUUCGGUGCGCUUGCGCGAAUCGCUCGAGUCGGGCACGGCCAU